Acaulospora morrowiae is the source of this 936-nucleotide messenger RNA. NCBI's taxonomy places the organism in Eukaryota, Fungi, Glomeromycota, Glomeromycetes, Diversisporales, Acaulosporaceae. The record is from the annotation of a GenBank genome assembly.
AUGGAAAAAAUAACAGAGAACAUAAGAAAGGAACGACCACUUGAUGUAAAGAUAAACGAUUCUGAUGACAAGAGAGCAUGCCAUGUUCUGUCAAGAGGAAAUCAAGAUAGCCCGGAAGAUCAAGGGAGAAUCCCUCCUAUCGCACCUGGCAACCGGAAACACGUACGAUUUUUGAAACACAUUUGGGUGUAUGAUGUGGAAGAUAAAUGGUACUAUGACAGAUCUCGUGUAGAAUAUGAUGAAUCUUCGCGUGGGUGCGUUAUUGACUGGCAAUGUCCAGUAACCAGGAAGAACACCAACCACAACCGAAGCAUUACCGAAUUUCAGAGGGGAAGUUUAGAACGGCACAUCUUGGUGAAUUACGAAGUCACCUCCGAACAGGCAGUCAAGGCUGCAGCGAAUCAUAAUAUUGUGAAGACGAACACGAGUUUGACAGUGAAAAAUUUGCCAUUGACCUUAACACUAGUUGAUAUUAUGCGAAUUUUCUCGAAAGGUGGAGAGGAAAUUAAUCAAAUCAAAAUAUAUCACACCGAAGAAGGCGUAAAAACGGGCAUAAUCGAGUUACUCGUUCCAACCUUAGGCAUAGCCCAUGACAUCAGAAACGAAUUUGACGGCAAAAUGCUUUACGAUCAUACCAUAAGUGUCACAUUAAUAAGCAAUCAGCGCCAAAAUAAUGUAAUCGACGGUAAAAAAAGAAGGACGGACGCCGAUGACCUAGAUGGUCAAAUUUCGAAGCCUUGCGCCGUCGCCGAGGAGAAAAAUAUUAAGAGACCGAUAUGGAGUGUGAUCGAUAAGAAAAAUUUUCGUGUUGCCAAAAGGCUAUACAUCAAGGUUAAAAAAUGGUUAUGCCGAAACGGUAUAAAAACAGGUUUGAAAGUGCUUGAGCUUACCAAAAUCAUCAAAGUUUGUGGUCAAUCGAUCUUAUUGGCCGUUUAA